Molecule: messenger RNA, 1418 nt
Organism: Danio rerio (zebrafish)
Lineage: Eukaryota; Metazoa; Chordata; Actinopteri; Cypriniformes; Danionidae
Gene: apoob
Product: apolipoprotein O, b
Biological process (GO): cristae formation
Cellular component (GO): MICOS complex; mitochondrial inner membrane; mitochondrial membrane
Source: RefSeq, marked provisional
AGAUGCGCUGCUGAAAGAUGUCAAAUCUUGGGAAAAUAGCAAAGGUGGUUCUGCCCAUGGCAGUGCCCGGAGCCCUUGGUCUGAUGUCUACCACUGUUUUUGCUGCAAGCAAUGCCAAAGAAAACAGCGCCAUCUUGAUGACUGAUGAGCUCUCACUGUAUGACACACCUGAGCCGCGGCUGAGGUACGAGGAGCCUGAUGUCGGGCCUGUUGAACAGGGUGUGGCGUCUCUGAGAAAGACUGUUGAACCUUAUUGUUCAUGGUGUCAGGAAAGGACACAGUUUGCUGUGGAUAAAAUACAGUCUUACUAUAAAACAGUUGAGCCUGGUGUGGAUACCACUCAAAAUAUCGUACAGGAUAUAUUUACAUUUUUGAAAGACCCUCCAUCGGAGUUUUACCCCAGUGUAGGCGUCAUUGGGUUUUCUGGAAUCCUGGGCCUUUUUUUUGCAAAAGGCAGCACGGUCAAAAGGCUGAUAUUUCCCACUGGGCUGAUGGCUCUCUGUGCCUCUGUGUUUUACCCACAACACGCCGCCUCUGCUGCCAGGACCACAAAGGACUACAUGUACUCGUGGGGUUCAGAGGGGCGAGCUGUUUUGGAGGAGCUGCUGAGAGGAAAAUCUUCUUCCAAGGACAAAGCUGACAAGACACAGAAAUCAGACAGCCAAAAAUCAAGUUGAGACAAAGCAGCUCAUUUUAUGAAGAGUUCCUGCUUCGCACCUGGAUUCUCUUCUCUUAUCGGUGUACUGAUCAGUAUGGUGGUAUUUAUUACUCUAUUACAAUGUUGGCAGUGUUCACUGUAAUUGUAUUCAGCGAUGUUUUGUGAAUUAUAUAAAUGUACUUUUAUAUAUAAAUGCACAUUAUAAUAGCAACCAUUUGGACCAAGCUGAAAGACAGAAUCACCUGCAUGACUUGUACUGUGCGAAUCUGAAUGUUGCUGAAUAUUUAUUUACUUAUACAUCCAUUUCCAGAGCUUUCUAGAUGGGUGCUCGCUUCACUUUCUCCAGGGUUUUCAAUGUCACUAAACAAAGAUCCAAUUUAUAAGUUUUAUAGUAACUUACAAUUUCACAAACCAUGAAUUUGGUCUGUGCAUAAACAAAGAGACAUUUUGCAAAUUACAGCAUCGUCCAGGAUCCAUUCUGUGCAUUCAGCAGUCCCAAUUUUACCACUGUGAAUUUCACAUUUGUAUUAGAAGGAAAGCCUGAAGGUAUUACUUAAAUAUAAUUCUUAAUAUUUAUUUGUUUAGAUUUUUAAUACAUUAAAUUGGAUACAAAAAAGCUGAUUGAUAAGCUAAUCUUACAUAUACACUACAGAAUAUGACACAAGUACUACAGUAACUUCUUCUAGAGUACAUUACUGUUUGUUAAUAUAAUCAAUAACACAGAGUAUCUAAAAUAUUGAAUUAAAGAUCUACAAACUGA